GAAAAUCUGGCAACCGUCGGACUAGAUUCUAGAUCUAGAUCUAGAUCUAGGAUGCUGACAAUCAUGAUUUGUUUUGAUGGACUGAGUUGGUACAUGAACUGAACACAGUGAACACGCCUGUGAUGAUUGGGCAGAUAGUGAGAGUAAAACCUUGUUCUGUAAUCUACUCCACUGUACCAAGUGCUUCCCUGCUUACAUCAGAACUUUGCAAUGCUUGGAAUGUCAGUAUCCACAGGUCAAGGCCUCAGUGGUCCAAUAUAUCAUGUACAUCAGGUCCCUGAGCAUUUUCAUGAGCACUAUAUUCUUCGAGGCUAUCGCCACCCAAAGAGCUCUGUUACUCAGUGCCUACUCAGUCUGUUUGAUCCUACAAACGAAACAUUAAAUAUAUGGACACAUUUUCUACCUACAUGGUACUUUGUGUAUGUGACAUUACACCUUGGAUGGAGCAUUGACUUUUUGAAUGAUUGCUAUAGUUGGCCACUUCUAUCCUACCUAUUAGUCUGCUGUGCCUUCCCAUUAGCCAGUGCUGUAGCUCAUCUCUUCAAUGUUAUGUCUGACUGUGCUAGGCAUGUGUGUUUUUUUCUGGACUAUUCUGCUCUAAGUCUCUUUAGCUUUGGUGUUGCUGUUAUGUAUAGAGCCUACUGUUUUCCAGUAAACCUCCUGGACAAUGCUAAAUGGUACAGUGAUAAUUAUGUUGAAAUAGCAGCUGUUAAUGCAGUCAUCUGCACAAUAGUUUCAUGUCAGACGCGCUUUAUGAAACCAAGUCCUUUAAGGAAAGCUCUUCGUUUAGGAGCUUUUGCAGUUCCUUAUGUAUAUGACAGUUUUCCAUUAAUUUACCGCAUUGUUUUCAAUAAUGUUAGUGAGCUACAUCUCUCUGCCCACUACCUUCACACCAGGCAGUUUAUGUUUGCAUUUUUAGCAGCAUUUCUUUAUGCUUCUCAUCUACCUGAACGACUAGUACCUGGAAUUUUUGACAUCAUUGGCCAUUCCCACCAGUUAUUCCAUGUCUCAUCUAUAUUAGCAGUGAUGGACCAACUACAUGCUGUGCUGCUAGACUAUCAGGGACGUAAAGAAUAUGUUCAGACAAAAUGGGACUUUGAAAAGUUUGGCAACAGUCUUGGUUACUUGUUGGUUAUAUUUUGCAUUAACUCAAUAGUCAUUAUUUUGUUUACAAUACGAUUGUUCUUUUUUAAACACAAACUAAAGAAAAUCUAAUUACAUUUUUGUUUAAUGAUUAUUACAGACUUUAUGUUGCAAAAACUGAAUCUGUGAUUUGUAAUAUUAUUGGAUUAGUUGAAUGUACAUAAACAUGCACAAAACAUUUUUUGGUGAUAAAGCUUUUGAACAUUAAGAAAUAUGCCGUAGUAUUUUUUUUAUACAGCAGUAAAUUGUGAUGGUUUUUUUAUAAUCAGUGUUACCUUGUUGAAUAUUCAGGAAAAAAAUUAAAAGUAUCUCAUGUCCAUUAUUUUUAACUAUCUCUUUAUACAUAUACAUUUUUUUAUUAACUCUGGUAAUUUUAUUGUUGUUGCUGUCUGUGGCAUUAACAGAAUCUAUUUACAGAAGAGCAAUGACAAAAGCACAAUUUGAACAAUACUUUUGUAUACUGUAAACAAUAGAACCUCCUGUGGUACAUUCAGCAAUAUUUGUUCAUGUUGAUAGAUUGAAAAUUCCAGAUAAUCAUAUUUAUUAUCCAUGCUAGUGAAGGUCCAUUCCAUUUUUAUAUAAUUAUACAAUUUAUUAUAGUAACAUAAUUAAUGUAUCAUUAAUUGACAGUAAGGAAUAAUUUGUCUUAACUACCAUUUAGAUAGAAAAAAAACUGAAUAUAACUAAGAAUUUUGAAGUCAUUUUAAAAACUAUGUAUCCCCAAACAAAGGUAUCCCUUUAGACUAUUUUAUUUAUUAUUUAUUUCAAAUAUAUUACAUAUGCUUGUUGCUGCAGGAAAUGGCAUUUGUUGUAGUUCUAGUUUUUGUAAUAUGUGAAACUUAUGAUUUGAUGAAACAUGGUCUGUUUACAUUAAUGAUUUUGCCUACGAGAUAUUUUUAAAAGAAAUGCAAUUCUUGUGAUAUAUGUUAGAGAAGCAUUGUGUGUGCACUUGAUGUUAUUUACUAUUGAUUUAAAAGCAACUCAAUCUUCUUUGCCAUUUUAUAGUUCCUAAACUAUGGUAGUAGCUAUAAGGAUGAUUUAUACUACGGUACUGGGCCUCUUCUUUUAAAAUGUAUAUUUUCUAUAUGAAAUUAACUUUUAAAAAAAAUCAAAAAGUUUAUUUUUGUUGUGAACUUUUUUUUCCAUCAAUAGAUCUUUGUUUAUAUAUAUCAGAGAUGAA
Molecule: messenger RNA, 2323 nt
Organism: Physella acuta
Lineage: Eukaryota; Metazoa; Mollusca; Gastropoda; Physidae
Product: membrane progestin receptor gamma
Cellular component (GO): membrane
Molecular function (GO): signaling receptor activity
Source: RefSeq, a predicted model, not a curated record